Drosophila takahashii is the source of this 1619-nucleotide messenger RNA. It is a transcript of the gene Surf4, whose product is annotated as Surfeit locus protein 4. Gene Ontology annotation, biological process: Golgi organization. Gene Ontology annotation, cellular component: endoplasmic reticulum; membrane; endoplasmic reticulum-Golgi intermediate compartment. NCBI's taxonomy places the organism in Eukaryota, Metazoa, Arthropoda, Insecta, Diptera, Drosophilidae. The record is from RefSeq and is a predicted model, not a curated record.
UUUUUCGGUAUCUUUACCCGUUUUCGGCGCGGUCAUACCGGGUUCCACGCCAGCUUAAAAUUUGGACUCCUUUUAAUUCAUGAUUUUUUGGUAACUUUGACUGCAAUUUGGAGAGCGACGCGACGCCCAGGAAGCCAGGAAACCUACAGCCCAAGCGAUCCCCACCAGCCGAGUGCCAGCCUAAAGAGAGAGAUCAGCCAAGAUGAGCAUACCGAACGAGUAUAUAGCGAAAACGGAGGAUGUGGCGGAACAGGUUAUCAAGCGCGGCAAGAAUGUGCUGCCCACGGUGGCCCGUCUGUGCCUCAUCGCCACCUUCUUCGAGGACGGCCUGCGCAUGUACUUCCAGUGGAACGAGCAGCGCGAGUAUAUGGACAUGAGCUGGGGCUGCGGCAAGUUCCUGGCCACCGUCUUUGUGCUGGUCAACCUGCUCGGCCAGCUGGGCGGCUGCGGCAUGGUGAUGGCCCGUUUCAAGGUUGACAUUGCGGUGGGCCUGCUCUUCUUCAUUGUGGUGCUGCAGACCGUGGCCUACUCCAUUCUGUGGGACUUCCAGUUCUUGCUGCGCAACUUUGCUCUUAUAGGCGCCCUGCUGCUCGUCUUGGCCGAGGCCAGGAUAGAGGGACGCAGCCUGUUCGCCGGCGUGCCCUCGAUGGGCGAGAACAAGCCCAAGAACUUUAUGCAGCUGGCCGGCCGCAUUCUGCUGGCCUUCAUGUUCAUCACCCUGAUCCGAUUCGAGCUGAGCGUGUGGCAGGUUAUCCAGGACAUCAUCGGCUCCAUUCUGAUGGUCCUGGUCGUGCUGGGCUACAAGACGAAGCUGUCCGCCCUGAUCCUGGUGGCCCUGCUCACAGUCCUCAAUCUGUACCACAAUGCCUGGUGGACCAUUCCGUCCUACAAGCCACUCAGGGAUUUCUUGAAAUACGACUUUUUCCAGACUCUUUCGGUUAUCGGCGGUCUGCUCAUGAUUGUGUCCUUGGGCCCUGGCGGCGUUUCCAUGGACGAGCACAAGAAGAAGUGGUAGAGGUCGCCCUUUGCACGAAACACACUUUCAACAAUUGACUUUUACCGUGUUUUACUCUUUCCGAGAAAUGUUAGUUAGGAUUUACCAUAAAAUGGGACAGCAACAGGAGCAGCAUCAGCAGCACAACACCGGCACGUAUGAGAACUUGACAAUUUUUUAAAUAAAGGGACUUCCGCAAUACCCCUCCUCCAACCCGGCUCACUCAUACCCCAAAUACCAUCAUUCGCGCACAUUCAACGACAAACUUCGACUACAUUUAAGACAUUUUCUUUUUGUACAUAACGAGAAAGCAAGAAAAAAGUGUGGCCCCUUUCGAGCCCGCCCACUUUCCCCCAAAAUAAGAGAGACAUAACUGAUUUUUGUAUCUACGACGCUUCUCAACAUCCAUAUAUUUUUCGCCGAUUUUUUAUAUGAUUUGUACGCUCUUAUAAAUAAGUUGUAACCUUGGUGUUUGCGUUUUGUUGUUUGCUAGAAGUUUGAAAAUGAAAACGAUGUAUAAAAUAUGAUGUACCAAUUGACAAUGAUUUGUUUCUUUCGUUUAUAAGCAAAAGUGUAAUAGAAUUAAAUUGUAACGUUUUAAUAAACAUAAAGAAGAAAACCUGAA